Messenger RNA from Elaeis guineensis (African oil palm), 1637 nucleotides. Its product is annotated as 5'-adenylylsulfate reductase-like 3. The record is from RefSeq and is a predicted model, not a curated record. Lineage: Eukaryota; Viridiplantae; Streptophyta; Magnoliopsida; Arecales; Arecaceae.
UCCUCCUCCUCUCCUCUCCUCUCCAUCGGCUCCUCCUCCUCCUCCUCCUCCUCCUCCUCCUCUUCUCUUUCUCUCUCUCUUUGAAUUUUAUUUUGUUAAAACCGGAGAGUUGUACCAAAAGAAACAGAGAGAAAGGAAGAGGGGGAAAAAAGAGGAAAUUUAAAAAGAAAAAAAGCUUUAUUUGUAAUUUUAUUUAUUUAUUUAUUUAUCGCUGCCUCGCCAUGGAGGGGGAGAGCUCCUGACGCUAAAAUGCGCGGGUUGGCCCCCCUUGCUGUACGGCGCCUCCUCCCUUCGAUCUAGGGUUCCAAUCGUCCCCUAUUUCUUUCUCUCGUCCCCUUCUUGAUUUCUCCGCUUGUUGUCUUUAAUCAUGGAGGGAAGGAGGGUUUGGAGGGCAGGGGCGGCGUUGUUGGUUCUUCUUCUGGUCGUCGUCGGGCCGGCGGCGGCUGCCGCCUCGGUGUGCCCUAGGGUUUCAGCCAGCGAGUCGAUCUUGGGGCGGCCGGACUCGUGCUCGGCCCUGGAAUCUCCGGUGCUCGGCGGUGAUCUGAUCGGCGUCGUCGAGGGAGAUGAGGCUAUAUUGCAGAGGGCACUGAAUCUAGUGUACAGCAAGAGGGAGGACUAUGUAGCUGUGCUCUUUUAUGCUUCAUGGUGUCCUUUCUCUAAAAUUUGCCGACCAAAUUUCCAGGUUUUAUCUUCCUUGUUUCCAACCAUUCGUCACUUUGCAUUUGAAGAAUCUGUCAUCAGGCCAAGCAUGCUCUCUAGGUAUGGUGUUCAUGGUUUCCCAACUCUUUUCCUCUUAAAUUCUACAAUGCGAGUGCGGUAUCAUGGAUCACGAACCAUCAAUUCCCUAGUUGCUUUCUACAAUGAUGUUACAGGUGCUAAUCCGGCAUUGCUAGAUCCAAUACCAGUGGAGAAAAUUGUGGACCCAUCAAAUGAUAAUGGACUCAAGGAAGAUAAUGGACAAGAAAACUGUCCCUUCUCAGGGGCAAGGUCACCAGAGAAACUGCUUCAACAGGAUACAUAUCUGGUGCUGGCCAGCUCCUUUGUGCUAAUGAGAUUGCUUUGUAUCCUUCUUCCAAAACUAAACGCCUGUGUCAAGCGAGCUUGGAGGAGGCAUAUGCAGUAUGCGAGCUUGAUGAGCUUGCAAGAUCGUUCACAGGCUUAUGUUGACCAUGUUAAACAAGGUUUCAACAGAUUGAAUCCAUGCAAAAGAGGCAAUUUGCAGGAAGGAGCGAUGAAUGCAAGAGCAUGGGCUUCCAAGUCACUGGCAUCAGUCUCCAUCGGUGAGCCAAGUUCUGGAAGAGCAUACUCUGGAGGUGACAGGAGAUGAAGAUAACAGUGUUACCUUUAAAACAUCGUCUGUGUUGUAGACAGGAUAUGCUAAACAGAGAUCAAGCUUGUUUUAAUUUUUAAAUUAUGAUGGGUGGUGAUAUUUCUGGCAACAUCCUGUCCUUAGGAAGGAGCUCAUUUAAGGUUUUGCUAUAACAUACUUUUUAUUUACAUAAUGUUGUUGAAGAUACCCCCUUCUGUAUUGUUGUAAUUGUAGCUAGCUGCUGCUCCACUUUGGUUACAUCAAGUGAUGUAAUAUGGUAUCAAUUAUCGUCAAAAGGAUGUAAUAUACGCAGUCCUUGAUUUGUUCC